Manihot esculenta (cassava) is the source of this 2610-nucleotide messenger RNA. RefSeq lists its product as uncharacterized. The record is from RefSeq and is a predicted model, not a curated record. Gene Ontology annotation, molecular function: nucleotide binding; nuclear import signal receptor activity. Gene Ontology annotation, cellular component: nucleus; cytoplasm. Lineage: Eukaryota; Viridiplantae; Streptophyta; Magnoliopsida; Malpighiales; Euphorbiaceae. The coding region runs from base 90 to 2339 and encodes 749 amino acids. Gene Ontology annotation, biological process: protein import into nucleus. The transcript has 10 exons.
CCAAAAUCCACAAAACCCUUAGCGCCAUUAGAAAUCUCUGUUGCAUUCUUUUUCUCCCAAGAGAUCCUGUGGGAUCAUAAAAAGCACAGAUGGAGUCUUCUCAGUUUCCAGAGCAAUUGCAAACCGAAGCAUACAAGAUUUUUAGCUCCAAUGAUGUCAAACCAAUGGAAACCCUCUUCUCUCUUCUUCUUUCUCCUCAAGAACCACAAAGGUCCCAUGCCUACAAUCUCCUCCUCUGUUGUAAAGAUCACUACCCAUGUCUUUUCUUUAUAAAGCUUUCUUACCUUCUUAGAUUUGCCUCUAACAUUGACACCCGUGCAAAUUGCGCCCGUGUCCUCAACUUUGUUCAAGUCCAAAACUUGUGGCCUAAGUUACCUUCUCUUGCUCAAGUCAAUAUGAAGAACCUAUUUCUUGAUUGCCUUCAAACGGAGAAGUUUAUGCCCGUUUUAAGGAAUCUUUGUGAGGUUGUGUCUGAUGUAGCUGGUGAAGUUUUUAAAGGUCAAGACCAAUGGCAAGAGCUUUUUGAUUUUUUAGGAAGGUCUCUUGCAUUGGAGGAUGACAAGUUUCAAGAAACUGCUUUGUUGGUGUUUGCUUAUAUGCCAUAUGAUUGUAGGAGAUUAAUCUGUGAAGCUUUAUUACCUCGAAUCGAUCUUUUAUAUGAGGGGCUUUUGCGUGCAUUGGCUUCAGAAAAUGUUGACGUAAAGGUUGCUGCUUUUGGAGCUCUCGUUAAUUUGUUGCAUUUGUUUUCGGGGUCUUUAGGGCCUGAAUGGUUCAACGACUUGUUACGAGCAAUGAUGAUGGGAGUGUUUGAUCUAUUGAAAGGUGAAAAAGAGGAGUGUGCUCAGAAGGGUCUACAGGAAUUAACUAAGUUGGCGAUGGAAGAGCCUCAAAUCUUGAGGCCUUACCUUAAUACUUUAGUUCCAGAGAUGCUUCAUCUGGUUGACAGGAGAACUGUUAAGGAUGAAACGAAACGUUGUGCAAUUCAGUUCUUGAUGACCAUGGUACAAGCCAAAGCAUUGGAACCGGCAAUUCAGAUGCUGCCUUCUGAAUGUUUGGUCGGGUUGUUCAUUAUCCCAAUGAGAAUGCUUAUUGGUAUCCAAGAUGCUGUUGCAUGGUAUGAUAUGGGAAGUGUAGAGGGUGAUAAUGCAGGGGAAACGGACACUUAUAAAUAUGGAAUCGAGUGCUUGAACCAGAUGUCAAUAGUUUUCGGCGGAAAAAAGAUAGUGCCCAUUGCCUUUAAAGUCUUAACAGUGUAUAUGGAUGCAACAGAAUGGGAGAGACGUCAUGCAGGAAUCACUAUGCUUGGGGUGAUUUCUAAGGAGUGCUCAUAUGAAAUGGUAAUGAUGGAAGAUUAUUUGCAGCGAGCUGUGAAAAUAAUUUUGACAUCAUUUCAAGAUUCCCACCCGAGAGUUUGUUGGGCAGCUUUUCAUUUUAUGCAGUUGCCCACAGAUCUGGUUGGCACAAUUCAAAUUCUUCAUCAUUCAAGUAUUGUACCUGCACUUGUUGCUGCAGUUGACAAAGAACAAAAUCCUAGAGUGGAGGAAGAAGUUGCAUCAGCAUUGUUCUUCUUUGUGAAGAGCAUCUCACAGGAUUGCUUAAUUAUGUACAUUGAUUUGGAUAUUAUCUUAAGAAAAUUGCUUGCACUGCUACAGGGUAAUGGCAGAACUGACAGAUGCAGAUCCAUUGCAUUGUGUACUUUCAAUACUAUCGCAAAACAAUGGCGUGGAGCAUGUGUCAAGCACUCUGCUAAUUAUCUGCCAGUCUUACUAGAAGCUUGCACUGACAAGAAUUCAGAACUAAGAAAGGAAGCUAUAUGUGGAAUCCGGAUUUGUGCAGAGUUUGGUGGAUCUCAAUUUAAACCUUUUAUUAAAAGUGCUCUGUCAAAACUAACUGUUGUGAUGGCAUAUCCUAAUCGAUCAUGUAUAGAGGAUUUAAAGGCAUCUGAUAUUGCAGUUUCUGCUAUAGGAAAAAUAUGCGAGUUUCAUCGUGACAUCAUAAAUGCAACAAAGCUUGUUCCCACCUGGUUAAGCUUCUUGCCUAUCAAAGAUGAUUUAACUGAGGCCAAAUCUGUGCAUGAACAGCUUUGUUCAAUGGUUGAAAGGUUCGACAAGGAACUUUUUGGGCCUGGUUGCGAACACCUUCCUAAAAUUGUUAUUGUGUUUAUUGAGGUUAUUAGUCAGGGAAGCAAUUUGGCAACAACAAACACUGUGAGAAAAAUGAGAGAUUUGCUAAAGCAAAUAUGGACGGAAUUCCCACGUACUGUGUUGGAUCAAAUCUUGUUAUCAUUAAAUGCCAUGCAGAGAGAGGUGCUAGCAAAUGUUGCUGGCUUAUCAUCUUAAUCAUCAAAGUUUUCUUUACAGAGGAAUUUCCCGUACUAGAGAAAAGGCUUUUUUCCCCCCUUCUGUCCUUGUACAGUUUCAGACAGCAAGACGUUGGAUUUAAACGGGAGAAGAAUGAAUAGCAAGAAGAGGUUGAUUUUGUUGUAUUGGGUGAAUUUAGGAAACAAUGAGAAAAUAUUGAGGUUUAUAGGAUGUUAUUGUUGAUGUAGAAAUAGUGAUGUGAAUAUUAACUAGGAAAUUGCUGAAAAUUAAUGGAGUUUAUUAUUCUGAG